AUGCGCAUUGGUAGUAGUAGUAGUAGUAGUAGCGGUAGUAUUAAUGAUAUGAAUAACAGUAGUGAUACGAUAGCUAUUCAUACACUGUGGUUCGUUGCACAGCAUCUCAUAGAGAAUGCAAACAUUAUCGGUGCUAUUAGAUGUCUAUCAUCACUACUACCAGACUCUAAUGAUUUGUUUACUAGUAACAACAACAAUAGUAAUCAAAUACUCUUGUUGCAACAACAGCAACAUUUGAAAUCAACAACAACUGCUCCACCAUCAUUGGUGACUAAACCAUCACUCAAUCAUUUGGAAGAAUCGAUAACAAGAAUAAAGUUGGCUGAGCUACUGAUAGAACAUACUACCAACUUUCACGAGACGAGAUAUCAUUUGGAAAAGGCUGCAAUGGUACUUGAUGAAUCUAGUGUAGAAUCAAUCGAGUUGUUGUGCAAGAUUUCAUCCUAUUUGAUUGAUUUGUUCUAUCAAGCCAAUGUUUUAAAUCUAUCAAAACAAUGGAUUAAAAAAGGUAUCAAGUAUUCUUUAUUAGAAGCAAAUAUAUUUGUUAAAGAGAACCAACCAUCGUUGGCAUUUCAAUCGAUUGACAAUGCAAUCAAAGUACUACCUAUUAUGACCCAACAACCAAACAUGGUAACAUCUGGAUUCACCAGCAAUGAUCAAUACGAUCCAAUGACAUUGCUGUACUUUAAUGCCAUUAAAAUACAUUUCUCACUAUUGUAUUGGGAUUAUUCACGAAUCGAUUCAUCGUUACAAACUUCACUUGGUUUAUUUAAUGAUAUUAAUUAUCGUUUAAUUCAAUAUAAUAAUAGUAAAAGGAAUGGUAAUAAUAGUAACAAUACAAAUCAACAACAACAACAAAAAGAGAUAGAAUAUUUAUUUAAAUCUAUAUUUCAACAAAAUUCAACCAAUCUAUUUUCAUCAUUAUCGAAUCAAAGUUUAAAUAGAUAUGAUUUAUUAUUUAGAGAUGCUAUGAUUUCAAAAGAAAAGAUGACAAUAUAUUUUAAUUUAUUAUAUAUAUUAUAUUUAAUGAGAAUUGGAGAGUUUAAAGCAAUGGAAGAAAAAUUAUUAAAACUAAGAGAGAGUAUUGUACAACAUUCAAAUUGGAUAUCGAUGGACACGAGACCACCAAAUCCAAUCUUUUCAUUUACAGACGGCAGCCCUGAUUUCGAGGGAAAAUACCUCGAUUGUCUAUACUAUUUAUUCUUGUCAAUCUACCUACGAACCGUUGGACAAUACAAACAAUCGAUCAAUGAGCUGUCAACUUGUCUAUUUCUUUUAAAUGGACAAUUGGAAAGUUUGGUUGCAUCUGCCGACCAACAGUCACAGUUGGACAUUGGAAAAAAGAAAUCAUCAUCGAAAAAGGGUGGAGCAACCAAAACAAUCAUUCACAACUCUACAUCUAUCAAAUCAAUCCUCAGAAUGAUAUUUAUAUCCUAUGAAAAUAUAUUUUAUUCACAAAUAUCAAUCAUGGAUCUAGACUCUUCUUUGACAACAAUCAAACAAAUCCAAUUAUUAAUUUCAAACUAUCCAACACUCUAUGUCGAUAUUGGUGAAAAUACUCUCUAUACUCUUUCAAGUAUUUAUUUACAAUCAAUAUCUCAAUAUCAAUUAUCAAAUGAUUUUAUUCAUUUUGCUUUAACUAAAUCAAGUAGAUUUGAUACUCAAAUAUUAUCGAUUAUUAGAUUAGUAAUUUCAACAAUAUUAUUAAAUAAUUUUGAAAGGGUAAUUAUAAAUGAUGAGUCAGAACAAAUUAUAAAAGAAUAUUUGUUACCAUUAGAAACACAUCCUCAAUUAUUAUUUAGAACUAGUUUUUUAUUAUUGGACGCAAUAAUAUCUAUACACAAAUAUAAUACUAAAAUGGAUGGUAGUUUGAAUAGGAUCAAACAAGAAUUGCAAGAAUGUCUAAACACUCUAAACAAAAGUUUUAAUAAUAGUCAAAUGAUUAUUAAUGUACUUUGUACAUUGGCAUCUCUCUAUCUUCCAUUUAAAGAUAGAGUUGCAAAUAUUGAUGUCAGUGUACAAACUCUUUUAAAUACAUCUCUUUCACUUUGUACCAUUUCCGAAGAUUUAUUAUCUACCAUUGGAACAUUACAAUUAAAAUCAGCAAUGUCAACAACAAACCAAUAUUUAGACAGCAACAACAAUGGACAACCAAUCGAAAAUGUACAAGAAAUAUUUAAUCAACUAAAUUAUUAUAAUCAAAAGAGAUUUGAUCUUUUACAAAGAAAUCAACAAUCUGCAAUCGAAUAUUUUCAAUCAAUAUAUCCAUCACAGCAAAUGAAUAAAUAA
Molecule: messenger RNA, 2289 nt
Organism: Cavenderia fasciculata
Lineage: Eukaryota; Evosea; Eumycetozoa; Acytosteliales; Cavenderiaceae
Exons: 6
Coding region: 1-2289 (762 amino acids)
Biological process (GO): maintenance of mitotic sister chromatid cohesion; mitotic sister chromatid cohesion
Cellular component (GO): chromatin; SMC loading complex
Molecular function (GO): double-stranded DNA binding
Source: RefSeq, a predicted model, not a curated record